This is a messenger RNA of Porites evermanni, 22161 nucleotides long. The record is from the annotation of a GenBank genome assembly. Lineage: Eukaryota; Metazoa; Cnidaria; Anthozoa; Scleractinia; Poritidae.
AUGGCUGAUGUUGGCGGUAUGAUAGCCGCGACAGGCAUAGAAAGUCCGAACAAACGGGCUAAAAUGGACAUGGAAUUACCAGCAACCAACUUCGAUGAAUCAAAAUUCGCCAGAUAUUACAGAACGGACGCAGUCGCCUCUCUCACAAGCUCGCAUUCCUCGCCAGUUGCCAGUGACUCAUCAGCAUUUUAUUCAUACCCGUACACCUUCACAUCGAAUUCUUUCUCUUCGUACACUUAUCCUUGUGGUCAGACGGACGCAACAGCGUUAUACACAUACCCAGCAUCGUACGGCGUUCAGUACAGCACGUUAAAUGGUUUCACUUCGGAAUAUUCCGCAACGACAGGUAUGCAGCAAUGCGCUUAGCUUCUUCACAAAUUUUAAUACUGAUAUCGCUUAAUGCGUUACUGGAGAGAUCAUAAAUAUUUCAGCUGGCGUUCUAAGUUUCAUUGUGGAAGUUGGGGUAAUCAGUUUAGGAACGAAUUUUUUUUACAAAGAAAGAUAGAACUUCUGGUGAAAGAACCGCGUGAGAGAUUUAGCGAUGAAAUUCGGGAUUGACUUUGGGCGUGCACGAAACUGGGUUAAUGUUCUUAGGUGCUCUAUUACUGUGCGCGUCUGCGCUUCCCGUGUCUGUUGUCUCAAUAUUGUUGUUAAACUUGGAAAUUCAUCUAUUUUUAAAUGAAUGUCACGUUUAGUCAAUAAUCCAUGAAUGUUGUGCCGCUUGGGUUUAAAAAAGAAUCAACCCGCUUUACAACGCCGGGCGCAUUAAAACGCAGUGCGUGCUCGAGGAAAUGACAUUUGAAUGCUGCAUUAUAGCCCCUGUCAUUCUCCUGCGAGCUCAUUGACCACGCAAUUUCUGGAAACCGUCUUCCUGAAAUAAUGAAAGAAACAUAUCUUUCAUUUGAUACUUGAGCCCGGUCGCAGCUGUAUUCAUCGCGGAAUGCAUCUGCGUUAAUAGUUUGACAUAAAGGAUUAUUUUCCUCUCUCAGAAAAAAAAUUCUCUGUCGCUCUUAUCGUAAACUUACGUGGUACAUUUCUUCUGCCUUGGUGAUAUGAAUGGAAAUAGUUAAUGAGAAAAGCUUAGAGCAAUAUCGUUGUUGACUUUUUCGUGGGAGUCAAGCAGACUUUUUUUGAUGUGCUAUCAGCAAUCUUUAUCUCUCUAGUUAUUUUUUCGAGGCAGGUCCUUCCUUGUAAGGUCUUGUAACGGAUUAUCUGUAUAGUUUCCUAGUCUUUCCACGACACCCUGAUAAAUGGAUUUUCCAUAAAUGUCAGUUACUUGCAUUCUCUACGGUUUUUUUGAUUGAAAUAUAAAAGAAAAGACACUUACUCGAUCAUUGGCCACAAUUAUUAUUGAAGCAGAUAAUUGUUAACUCUUGUACUCCAUACUCCAGUGAACACUCUGGAGCGUAACAUCCUUUGUUAUUUUGAUCCAGGGAGGAAUUGAAAAUCACUGAUCCAUAUCACAAUAAUAAGGCUGUGCCUUGGGAUUUAAUUCUUGGAUUGUUGUUCUUUGAUCUGGUAAAACCAAGGAACCGGCCUGCAGUGAUUUUGUCCGUGUGAUGUUGUUUGCCCAUACCCUUGUUUCACCUAAUGCUAAAUCAAUAUAGUUUCCCAAGGGUACGGUGUAAUCAACAGUAUUGUCAUUACUGAGCCUUUCUAAGUGGAACGUUUUUAUUCCACCUCAUUAAAAUUAUUGUGCCACGUUCAGCUGUAAAAAAGCUCAGGUAUUAGGCCGAGUUUUUUGAGGAGUGAACAUUGGUCAGUCGAAGAAAAUUUCCACAAGUUGUUUUCAUAGGUUGAAUUUGUUAAUUAGGAACUCUUGAGACUGAAUACAAGAGUAUUCAGAUCUCCACUGUUAGGGUAAAUAUAAAAUGUAUAAUUAUGUUGUUUUGUUUUUGUUCAACACUUCUUUUUAAGCUUUUUAGUCUGUUCUAUUUUAGAACUGCAAACAGAGAAAAAAUUCCAAGACCGCCUGAUAUCACAGAAGAGGGAAUUUACACUCAACACAUUCUCUAUGAUUAUUUCUAAUUCUCACAAAAUGGCAAGUCCAUAAAAAAAUCAAUAUUAAAAUCCAUGUUGCAUUGAAAAAGGCCUUUGUUGCAGGGAAGACUUUCUUUAAGAUGAUAAUAUUAGGCUUGGGGCAACUUCAAUUAUUCAAUUCCAAGAAUCACAUGCUGUGAGACUGGGUCAACGUACAUGUGUAUUACUGAAUACUCAAAUGGUUAACAACCAAUCAGACAAAAGUAUAUUACAGACUUGCAAAUUUGCAUCAGAUUCAGACUCUGCUUUCAUUUAUACCAAGCUUUUGUAAUUUUGUGUUUACUUCAUACCAAGCAAAAUUAAUAUUUUGUGAUUUAAAAAUGUCUUCUUAGAUUCAGAUCAAUGACAAUUUCUUUUAACCUCUCAAGAUUGUUAUCUGAGAGAGUGUUUCAUUGCAGAAAAGUAAAGCUAAGAUGCCCAUCUUUUUUUGUGUAUUAUCAUCAUAAUUUCUAGUGAAGUAUUUGUUGCUGUUACAAGUCUUUCAAUAAAGCUGAACUUGUAAUAAGUGAAAAAGAAUGGUUAAGGUCAUUAUAAGUUGGAAGUCUUGUUAUAAAAAUCAGCUGUUUCUGAUUUUGCUCAAUUAUUUUUAUCAUAGUAUGCUUUUCAGUUAUUACCACAAAUAUGUCAUUUCAUUUGCUAUGGUGAAGAACAAUUUUUUUUGUUACAAAUCCAGCUAAAAAAAGAGCUUAAAUUUUAGUUUUAUCUAAAGAUGUCAUGUACAUUGAGAAAUUUUGUUGUCUUAAAUUAUCCCUUUAAAUGUGCACUUUGGUGACCAAUAUUGUUUUUAUUGAAAUUUCAUCCAAAUGUUUGCAGAUAUUAAUGGUAAAAUGCUUCCAGUAUCUCUGCCAUGAUUUUUUCCAAGGCAUCCCUGUAGCUAGACAAAACGCUGACUGUAAAAAUUGAUUGCUUUCAUAGGCAGAUGUUAUUUCCCUGAAAUGCCCAACCUUGCUUUGAUUUAUGGUUCUCUGAUUGUUCUUAUAUUUUUUUGCAGCGCAGUUUUUAAUAGGUGCAAAUGAAAAUGUGGGGAGGGAAUGCCUUAAGCCAAAAACUUAUUUUGCCUGAGAGAGUGAAUUUUCUCUUUCUUGCUUUGUGUUACUUAAAAUUUAAUGGUGUGAAAAGCAACCUGCAGUGAUGCUAGAUGCCAUAUCCACAUGGUUGGGGCCUUGAUACUGAAUUACAAUGCAGGUUCACAGCUGCAUAUUAUGGUGAAUAAAUGUGAAAGGGGUGGCUUAGUUUAUUACAAAAUCCUGAUUUUCAAAAAUCUGUUCAUGCUUUUCUAACUUAGCCAAGUUCCUGCACAAGUAGGUCCUUCCAUUGUACUAUUUAUACACUUGGCUGAAUCCCUUGGACCUUUUAACAUAAUAUUUUAUACUACAUGUAGCUAGCAGGCUAGAGUUUCAGGACAUUAUGUAAUUUAUCAGUGUUUUGCACUGCUCAUAGUGUAUUUCUGUGGGCGUUUAAUUUGCGAUGGUUUCAGGGGAAAUAAUAGAUGUGGCUGACAGAAUCUCAGAAUUGUUUUAUUACAUGUUGACCACUUGCGCCCACUGACUAAUAAACUUGCCAUUUAUUUCAGGUUAUUCGCUCUCUCCAAGCUCUUCAAUCUCCACAUUAACAUCAAGCUCGAGCAUUAGUAUUCCACAAUCAUUAACUGGUAACUCAACUGCACAUCACAAUACACCUCCUUCACGUGUCAUCCACUGUCGAGCAGUCGCAGAUGGCUGCAAGGAAACAGACUUAAUAGGUGUUCUUCAACCUUUCGGGAAAAUAACGUGAGUAUGAGACUUUAUUUCAUAAAAAUCAGGUACAAAAAUUGAUGUGUGGUACAUUCCACUUUUCUCUCUUUACAAGGAACUUACUAGAGAGAAGAGUGGUAACUUACUUCUCUUAGAAAUUAAUAAUGGUAGAAUUUACAGUUAAGACUAAAAUACAUGAAGUAAAGCUUAUGCUAACAAAUCAUCUUUGUGUGAGUUAAAAAAAAGACUUCUAGACAGAGUUGCUAUCCAUGGCAACCAUAAUUCCUUAUUGCCACCAGCCAAAACCAAGAGAACUUCCAUGAUAAAUCAAAGUUAUUAAUUAAAAAUGGCAUGUCUGUUGUAUUCUAAUUGUGUGUAAUUUUGACUAAUGAGAACCCAACACAGUGCAGCUUGUAUGUAGUAUCUUUUUGAUGUUGCUGUUUCAAUCUGUUGCCUGUAUGUAAUAAGGAUAACAUGACCUUGACCUACUGUAGUUAAUGUUAGUUUUGACCUUAAAACCUGAAGGACAAAAUUCAUGUGAGCAACAUUCAGAUGUAGGCCUGGUUGAUGCAAUACAAAAAUCUUCUGCCAGCAAAACAGAAGUGUUUAUUAUAAUAGUUCUUUGUUUCCCAAGAGUGACCAGAAUCUUAUUUCUCCUGGCAAAAUUACUACUCAAACAAACCUGAAGGUAAUGAGAAUGUAGGAAAUGAUCACAAUGAUUCAAGAAAUGUCUCUGCAUUUGAAUCAAUUUUCCUUCUUUAACAACUCGGAAAGCUUAUGCUUAGUGACGUGCAUAUGAUGAGGGAGCAUAUAUUAAGGUUUAAUUAUCAGUAGGUAGUUUGUGCAACCCCACAUUGAUGGUAACAAGAACGUGAAAAUGAGAGAAACAGUGACUCUGCACAUGCAUCAAACUUUUUGAUACAUUUCUUUGCUGACACUGCACAAUGUCGACCUGAAAUUGCUUAAUUUUGGGUUUUGGGAGGAGAUAAGUGAACAACAACAAAUUUUUUUUCCAUUUAUUUGUCUUCAAAUGUGGUCUCUAAUACCUGAACUUAUUAAGGAAAAUUUGCCUACACCUGACAAGUUAAAAGGGUUGGAAUAAUCAUGAACAAGUUUGAAAGAACGCAAAUAUAUCUUUAUUAGUGACGUUUUCACUGCCAUCAUUGUCGUGGUUGCAUAACUUCCCUAUUAUCCAAGAGUGGAAAAUUCCUCAAGGGAAUUACAUGUAUAUAUAGAGUACUGCUUAAAAUUUUGCCCACAUUUGGGAACCUUUCCCACAAAAACAAAGUAUAAUUUUUCCGAUUUGUUUUUUUUCCAGUGUUGUUUUUCUUUGGUUUGUGUACACUCUUUUGUGAGAUAAUGAUAAUAAAAAAGGAAAAAUUAACCCACAAAAUACCGGUAGUUUUAUUCAUGUACAUGUAAACAUAUUUGCACAAAUAGUAUGAUGACUGCUUUUUCUCUCAUAGUUUUAAAUGGUUAUUUUUCUAUGUACAAUGUUCAUUUUAUUCUGACAGAGCAAGUUGCAAAAUUUUUACAGUGUAUGUGUGAUUAAGUCUUCCCCAAAAGUAAUGAGCAAAUCUUUCUGGGAAAAAUUUCAGCUGAUUCUCUUGCUCCUCAACAAUCGACAUAUGAAAAAUGACUUUUGUUAUUGAGACAGUUUACUGGAAAAUGCUGCAGAUAUUAUUUAGCUUGCGUGCUAACAACAAAGGAAAUAGGAGACAUCUACACGCGGCAAAUAUUAAUAACGUUAUAAUUAUUUUAUGUUUUAAAAAUAGCUACAGUGUAACUUUUUACACAUUUACAGUAAUUAGUCUCAGCAAAAGAUUUUUACCAAAAUUGUAAUAAUUUGAACAAGGAAAUCUAUCUGAAAAUCGCAAUAAUAAUGCAGUUAUUAUUUUGUAACAAUCUUCUUAUCAGAAAUGUUUACAGUGAUGGUUGUACAUGUAGGUUGCUGGACAAAUAUUGCACUGAGGAACAGUCAGGCACAAUAAUACUAAUAUUCUUUCCUUUGAGUAUCCUUUGCAAAAACAAGGAGGCUGAUUUACAUGUACUACAGUAAGACUGCAGUUUCUAGUUAUCAGCGUGACUUGAGUGGAUUAUUUGAAGUUCUUUUAAAUUUGAAAUGUUUUCCAGUCUGCGCGUUUUUUCCCUUGAUGUUGUUCAUGGAUUCUGUACCAGUUCUGGCUGAAUAAUAGUUUAGAAUGCAGCUUUGUUCAACACUGGCUAAAAUUUGUUUUAAUACCCAGCCCUGAUUAUUUUUGGCUUGCAGAUCAUAAUGCAUGGAAUCAGUUGCGGGUGAUAGUUCUUUUUUUAAUUUUCUUUUUCUGGUUAUGUACCACUUGCAUUGCCUUUAUCUCUUUAUUAUAGUACACAGUAAAGAAAGGAAACUGAAUUUUACUGUUUAUUUGCUUUAUCAUUAACACAUUAUCACCAUCACGUAAUAAUUAGUUGUAUUGCUUUUAAUACGUACUAGAAUCACUCGGGCAUCAUGUGUAUGUCACAUGGGGGACUGGAAGAAACUAAAAUAAAAAUAUGUGCUGAUUUCUGUGCUAUUUAAAAAUGUUUUUCAUCAAUAUUCAAGAUGUGUAAGAUCACUGAAAAAUCCUUUUUGGCAAAAAAUGAUUAUCAGCAGAUGCAAGAAAAUAAUUUGAUAAUAUAGAUGUAUUUUACUGUUCUGUUGUUCUUGCUGACAGAAAGACUGCUUUGUGACAGUUUAUAGAUAAAACUUUCGUGAUAUCUAAUUUUUUUGUAUUUUUGACCAUUUUAAAGCUAUUUUUGGUCUGACUUUCUCAGAGACACGUACACAAUGCAUCCACCAUGUACACAUACAUGGAAGGGUGGUUGAGUUUCCUGUAUUCCCGUUCCAAAGUCUACAUGUAGCACUUCUGUGGAUGAAAAAGAAACCAAAAAUUUAAUGCAUUUUUGAUACUGUUGUGAAGCACGUGCAACUAUGUACUUACCAAAAAAUGUUGGUAAUUUGGUCUCAGCUUUUGAAUAAAUUGCAUUAGUUGCUAAAUAGCGGCUUCUUAAAUACUGCUUCUGUCAUAAUUCAUUGUUAUUCAAUUUGUAUCCAUUUCUAAUCCACUGUAAGGAAUCACUCAGUGACUAUAAAAUUUCGUACAGUUUGUGGCAUAAUGGUGAUGAAAUAAAUUUUCUUAUUGUUGGUAAGACAUGUCGUGACUCUGAGUCUUGUCGAAAAUUUUAGGAAUGUUUUCUUUUUCAUCCCUGAAAUGGUUUUCUUGGUACAUGGUUCGCUUGGAUCAGGGAAAAAUUAAAACACCGAAUGACUGAAUGAAUGACUAAAUCUUGUUCAUCAGAAAGUCCUUUUUUUUAAAGAAAAAAAAAUGGUUUAGCUAAUUUCAAAACAUUAUUGUAGAGCCUCUUAUCUAUUUGUGCCGACUUAUUAAUUCUAAAGCAUCUUGGCCAAGUUUUGGAUGCCUUCAGAAUUGACCUGAUGACCUUACUGUUUACAAGCAAGUCAUUCACUGAUAUUUUACAUGCUGGCUAUUGAACUUAAAAUCUAGGAGCUUUGUUGCCAGAGCUUCAAGCUGACUACUACAGAUAACCACUUCUAAAUUUGUUUGCCUGAUAAUCAUUUUAAAACUACUGUAAAGGCACUUAGUUUAUGUGUGUUUUGUAACAGAGACAUGUGAAGAUGGUUCGUUGAUAAGAUGACAACAUGUGCUAAUUUUAAAAGGUCAUGGCACUUAUUUUGUAGAAAAACAAAAAAUGUGUUCAUUCCCUUAAUUGGACAUGUGCUCAAGAAUAAGCAAUUUGUACUAUGGUCACCAUUUCAUUGCAACUACUGUAUAAGACGUUGAGAAUUCCUCAAUUUUUUGUUUUCGUUCACAAUGUAGGAAUAUUGUUCUUUAAAUCUUCAUAGAUUACUGAUUGGGAAAGGGAAUUGAAUUUUGGCAGCUGAAUAAAUAAUAGGAAGAAUAGAAUAAUAAAAAUGGCCAAUUUGAAAGCUUCAGUUUUCCUUCAUGUGCUGCCACACAGCAAUAAGAUGUGUGGUGAGAGGAUGUAGUAUCAAACUUGUUUGUUGUAUUGGAGGAUGAAAUCUUAGCUUGAUAGCAAAAUUUACUCAGCUACAUCUUUUUUAAAGUAGUUUAAAUUAUUGUCAGUGAUAGUUUUGUUAUUCUUGAUUAAUCCCCAGUCUAUAAUUUUUUUUCCUUUUUUGGCAAUUUUGUGUCUCUCCCUUAGCACAAGGAAAUAAACUAUGGCACUUCCAAACUCCUUUGAUCAAGAAAUAAAAGCAAAAAAAAUUACAGGGAUAUAGCUAAGAGGCUGGCAGCUGACAGCAAAUUUCACUGCUGAAAGAACCGGAAUAAAAAACAUGGGGUAAUUUUAAAGGCGGGCUUGACUUGUAAGCUUCCUUGUAUCAGGGCUCAGAUAGAACUGUUGAGCACCUUUGUUCAUGACUACAAAAUGAGCACGGGUGGGAGUUCUUUCCCUGGAAAGGUCGUCAUAGAUCAAUGUGCCAGUAUUAGUAACAGAGCCACCUUAACAAAGUUUACUCUAGCUCUGUAGGUUCAUUCUCUUAUUCUUUUACAGAUACGUGACAUUAUUGCCAAAAAUAAGACAAGCAUUGGUGGAAUUUGAAGUAAGUUGGCCUAUCCUUCAACCAUGGUUAGAGUUUCUAGUUAAUUAAAAUGCAUCUCUAAAACACAAGAUGCAUGAGGUCUUCACAUAUUACAUGUACAUGUUUCUUUCCUGAGCUUUUCCUCUCAACAUUGGUUUCACAGGUUUGAUUUAGUUUUCCGGUAAAUCAACAUUGAAGGGGAAAAUGAGAAAAAAUAUCAACAGUCUUUUCCAAGUAUUUUGUUCAAGUUGGUUUGUGUACUUGUAGAUGUAGGUCACUUGAGUGCUGGACCAUAUGUUUUCAUUAAACCUAUCACCAAUAAAUGGGUGUGGGGAAGGUGCCCGAGUAAACUGAGGGAGCCGCAAGCGAGCAUGAAGGUAACCAUGACAACCCUGUGAGCGGCACCGCCAGGCACCAUCACACUGAGAACUUCAGUGGAAAGUUUUCAAAUACUUACCAAGACCCAUCCAGAGUGAGGGAAGGGCUGGGAGCCAAAAGGCUUUGGCACAAGCACAAGUAAAGACAGUGUGUACGAAACGAACUUGAUCUUUAAAGGAGCGCUUUAAAAAUACUGGGGCUCUGAAAAAGCCCUAAGCCCACCCCACAUACGAUUAGCAACGGAGACCACUGGUCAGCAUGGUCUCUUGUUUAACCUCGCCUAAAUUACAUUUAGCCACGUUUGCUCCUCAAGUUUACGUCCCCUUGAUCUGUCCCUGCCGCUUGGGGACUGGUAGUUUGUUAAGCUUCUUCAAAUCCCAGAUUUUCCAAGGUGAGGUACUCGGGGGGUUUUGUGAAUAUUGUUUCUAAAAUGUACCAUUUUAUAUUGUUCCAAGUUGCAUCCACAAAGUCAGUAAAGAGUAGCUUUGUUAUGGAAUAUUUUUUAGAGCCUUUUUAAUGGCCUUUCAACUGUAUUAGCGAAAAUGUUGCUUUCUAAGAAGUUCCUGUAUUUGCGUUUAAACGUUUUUACUGAAGCUAACACUCUUUCUUUCUAGGAGUCAAAUUGUUAGUUAUUAUUCAGGCACGUAAUGUAGCUCUGACUGUAUGUGCUUCAGCAUAACUUUCAUAUUUUUUCGGCAUUUCACUUUUUCACUGAACUAAAUAUGGAAUUUUUCACAACUUUUGAUUUGUAUACCCUUGUGAUUGAUAGGCUGGGUUGAAGUCAAACAUAGAGGUGUACAAACCAGAAGGAAAAAAAAAGAAAACAUGCUAUUCUGCCUUAUUCCAUGCUAACACAGGAUCCUUUCCUAAUCCUAAUUAAUUAAGAACUUUUUUUGGCAUUGUAUCUUAUGCUCAGCUGCAUCAGCUUUGGCUAGGAUCUCUUCCAAUAUCAAAACUAGCUCACCACAAUUCAUUUUCCUGCCAACUGGCAGAUUGAAUUUUCAGUUUUCAAUUGUCUUGUUUCUUCUUUGACACAUUACAUGUAUUAAAAAAAAGCAGCUUACAAUUGUUCAGAAAUUUUCAUUUUAACAUGAUUUUACUUUUCAUAGGAUAUUGAAUCUGCCAUUGCUUUAGUAUCAUAUUCACAGGUAAGACAGAUAUUGUUUUCUUUUGCCUUUCAAUGUGUUUGGAUAGCCUUGACAAAUUAAAUAUUAUUUUUUUACAGUCUUACUUUAAUUUUUUUAUCGUGUUAUAUGGUAAGUCUUUUUUUUCAAUUGGCUGCUAUUCAAAAAUUUAAGAUAUUGACUGUUUCAUGAUGACUUAUUGUCAAUAUAAUUUUGAACUUAUGUAUCAUGCCAUCAAUAAUAAUUAUUGUGAUUAUGAUAAUAUCUAAAAAUACAAUGUUAAUGGUUCAAAGGAAAUGAAAAAAUUUGCUGACCUGCAUAAAAAAUGCAGUUACUAUAAUGGAAGAUUUGUUAUUGAAUCUUUUCUUCCUUAGCAGCAAGGUAUUAGAACUAAAUAUUGCACUUUUCUGACACAGUGAAUGGGAGGAAAGAUUAAAGUUUUUCUAAACAUUUUUGUUAUAAUUUUACCAAAGCUAGAUAACAUUGCAUGCAAAGAUGCAUAGACUCACAGUGAAAUAAACAUGACAACAUUUCUUUAUUUAGGUUUUUCCUAUGCAAAUUUUCUAGCUGUCCAGAUAGAAUUUGCAUUAAACAUGUAUUGAAUUAUGAUGAAAAGUGACUGAGCAUUUUAUGUUUCUUAUUUAGUCAAACACACUCACUGUUCUUGGUAGACAAAUGUUCGUGAAUUACUCUAAAAGUCAGGAAAUUAAGAGGUGAGCAUGCAGUUAAACAUCCAUGAUUCGUAAUUUUUUGAUCAGUCAUGAAUGCAGAGAAUGAUGCAAACUUCUUGGUGCUUCAUUUGAAACUCUGCUUCCAAAGCAUUAAAAUGCAUAAAAUGGGAGAUGAUACCAUGGAUGCAAAUGAAAUUUAAGUUGUUCAUGUGUGGCUUACCUGCAGAAGUAAAAUCCACACAUAUUCCCCCAAGAGAUGGCAAGAUAUUUUUCUCCCUCACCCAUCUCCUUACCCCUCUUCCUCCUGUCUCCCAUCCUCUGCCCCUGCAAAUUUCUGUCGUCAUUUACUCUAAAACCUAUUCCCAAUCAGAUUUACAAUGUACAUGAUCACAUAACCUCUCUUGUGUGGAGUUACGUGAUCUGUUUAACUCAAUUUCAUACUUGACACAUCAAAUGGAUUUUCUUUUCCUGUCCUUUUUUAAGCUGGAGAACCUAAACACUAAAGUUAAACCAUCUUGUUUGCAGUGGUGACAGUUGUGAAAAUGUGACCUGCUGCUUACACUUAGCCACAAGUUUUAGCAGUCACAGUAAGGGAUGUAGCAGGCCUAUUCCAUACAAAACUAAACAUCACCAUUCAACCUUGUCCUGAGCUCUAGUGUGUGCUUUACUCCGUGUUAGAGGUCCCCCACUCCUCCAGCUCUUUCAUAACUGUUCUCUGCCAGGUGGUUUUUGGCUGGCGUCUUUUCUGCCCACAUCUAUUGGUGCUGUCCCUACGAUCUAAAUGCCUGGAACAGGCUACUGGGCACCGUUAGGACUUGACCAAGCCAUGGCAGCCUGUGGUUAUUACAACCAACAGCUCCUAUGGCCUUUUGAAUUCUUUGAAGAAAAGGUUUCCUGAGAGUUCUGUUAGGGUGAUUGAUGCAGGCAAAAAUGUAGUUAUGUGGUUAAAUUUGUGGCGUUAGAAGUUGAAUGCUAUUGCAAAGUGCAUUUUUAAAAUCUGUUCACUUGUUGAAAUCAUUAUGUGCUUAACAGAUAGGUUUCACCAUUUGCACUUUCUUACUUAAGCUGAUCAAUGUCGUUACUUAAAUGCCUUGGGUUAUUUUUUUCUAAUAAUAUUAUUUAAAUUUGUUUCAAGAAAAGAAAAGCAAAGUUUUCAGUGAAAGCCCUGUGACAGCAAAUCCAGCUUUGCUCAAUGUUGAUGCUGAAGAUGGGCUGUACUGCCCUUUGCAGAUCAGACAUUUAGAUUUAGAUUUUAUUCCUUUUCAGGGAUAAAGUUCUUAAUGGGGACAGCAAUGGAGGAAGUUCUGAAGCCAGCAACAUUCUCCUUCUAACAAUCAUCAAUCCUUUACACCCAAUCACAGUGGUAAGUUAGUGUUCAAAUUAUUCCAGGUGUCAAAAGGGGCCCACAAUCCUAUUCUCCAGGUUGCUAUCAAGCAUGCAUCAAGUCAGCAUUUGUCUGGACUUGCACUAAGAAUGAAUGGAAUGUACAGAAUGCCAUCUGAUCACCCAUGUCUGUACCUUCUAUCACUCACAACCUGAUCAUGCACGUUCUGACCUUCUAUCACAUGCAACUUAUGCAAAGUGCCAGCGUUGGAGCAAAAGCAUUUUGCCUUAGAUCAGAAUCCUGAAACUUGCCCACAGUCCCUAACCUUUGGUUAUUAUUAGUUGUGUUAUUUUUUGUCUUAUGGUAAAAAUCUUUGUUAUGCUGUAGUUGCUUAAAUUUCAGUGAAGAUUUUGUUGGACUGGAAUUAGAAUUUACAUCACAUCAUUAUUUAAAAUUUUUGAUUUUUUUAAUGACACUUGAAUAUCCUUUUCCUUGCAGAAAGUGCUUCAUAAAAUAUGCACUCCCCAUGGCAAGGUUUUACGAAUUGUGAUUUUUCACAAAAAUGGAUUACAAGCUUUGGUUGAAUAUCCUUUCCAAACUUUAUGUACUUUGUUGUUAAAAAGUGUCUGCCCGGAGUAUCUAAAACUCUCAACAAAAAUGAUGUGGAAAAGAAAAUUCUGGAAUGCAUGUCAAAGAUUAUUUUUCAUAAUGGCAUGUUCACUGGCCUUGGUUAAAAGAUAGUCAAAACAGUAGACAAUGGCCAAAAAUAGCCACAACAACUUAAUGCAUGAAAAAAUUUUGUCUACAGGACUAACACUGAUUUCUGCAUUGGAGACUGAUUUUCUAUCGUUCAAACUAUACCUUUUUUUAAGUGUCAAACAAACAUAGUAGUAGAGGAACCAAUGAAUGGGGACACUAUAAAUUAAAAUAAGAAAGUAUUCUCGUAGCGAUUAAAAUCGAAUUAAUAAAACUAUUUCAAGUGUAUCAUUAUUGACUAGAGACCGAAGGGUAAAAUUUAUAAAAUUACAGUGAAACCUGUAUUAAGUGGACACGCUCGGGGAAUGCUGUAGUGUCUGCUGAAUACAGGGUGUCCGCCUAAUAGAGGUUUCGAUAGAUAACGUCAUAUCAGGUGUCAAAUGCCAUUCAAAUGAACAGUGGAAAUGUUUAGAAUACUUCCUGAGACUCUGACGAUAUACGUUUGCAAUUUUUUUUGUUUGACCAAUUAUUGAUCGUAGUACCAUAAAAAUAGACUGCAACUCAAAUUUGGAGAAAUCAGAUGAGUGAAACAAGCUCUAUACAAACAAAGUGAAACAGAACACAGGGCUGUGCGCUAGCAGAGCCCAGUGGCCCCUGGUGCCUAACUUUUGCCCUCGGGUGACAAAAAAAUCUCAGAUUUUUCAUACAAAUGAUAUGCUUGGCACCAUAGAUUUUACAGUUUCAUAGCACUGGGCUCCCUUCAAUUUUCCUUUGAGCACAGCCUUGGAACAAUACCUAAGUAUUGUGAAACUAAUCAAAUAAGUUUGUCAAAUCAUGUUUUUUAAUGUAAAAAUCGAAAAAAUUUGUGGGUGGCAAUUUGAGGCAAUCUUUCGCAUUUCCAGUGUCUGACAUGUUGGGUGGUGGAAUUUAAUUGCAAGUGUCCGUUUAAUACGGUGUCUGGCGUGUUGGGUGGUGGAAUUUAAUAGUUACAAGUGUCCAUUUAGUACAGGUUAUCAACAAUAGAAAUGACCAUUUCAGGUACUUUUUAGGUGUCUGCCUCCACUUAAUAGAGGUGUCCACUUAAUAAAGGUUUCAUUUAAAGUAAAUCAGGGAAAUAAAUUUGGGGACUUCAGCUACUGUCCGCUUAAUAGAGGAUGUUUGCUUAAUGCGGUGUCCACUUAAUACCGGUUUCGCUGUAUUUUAAUUUUAAUUUACUGUAAUUAUUUUGUAGUCAAAACUCAGAGAUAAAGCUAUUAUAAUAUAUUAUAUUCUUAACUUUCAUUACAUUUGACAAUGUUGAGGCAGCAGAACGAGCACUUGCAUCACUUAAUGGACAGGACAUCUAUGCUGGGUGCUGUACCCUCAAGAUUGACUAUUCAAAGGUAUUAAAUGUUCCCAAGAUAAAAGUUUUUUCAGUGAUUUUUUUUAUUGAGGAAUAUUUGAUAGUAGACUGCAACUUUGAUUAAAAGGUUACUCGUCCAUUACUUUUUAUGCAAUAUUAAUGCAAAACCAAGAUAAUUGCAAGGUCGUUUUUGAUGCUCAGUUAAAAAAGAACCUAACUUAAAAGUAAGUAGAUCUUACUUUGUCAACAAAAAUGUCUGAAUUGUCUGACUCUUCAAGGUGUCACAAGAAAAAGUUGCAUUCUUAGUCUAACAAAUAUUAUAAAGUCCUAAUUAAUCAAUGAAUUAUCUCAAAAUAUUAGUGACAGGUCAGUGUUACAGGUAGUUGUAGUUGGUAUAAAUCUCAAAACUUGUUUUUUUUUUCUCUCUUUUUUUAUCACUGGCUAUUUUCAGAAAGCUAAGAAGUUGAAUGUUUUUAAAAAUGAUGAUGAAACAUGGGAUUAUACUGGGGCACUGAACAACAAUUCAGGUAACUUUGUACAGAUUAUUUAAUAUUUGACUGUACUUUUAUCUUCAGAGGUGAUGAUGGGUAAUUACCAGUAGAGAACCCCUUCCCCCACCACCGUAGCUGUCAUAAGAAGUAACUGUGGCAUAAGAUCGUCUUUUAGGUCAUUCAGUCUUUCAACCAGUUUGGCGCUAGUCAACGAUUCCCUGCCAACUCCACUCCUAACCUUUUAGUUUAUUAAUCUCUAGUCUGGUCAGCUUGUCAAUAAACUGUGUUGCCCAAACAUUGUGGUCUGUGUGUGAUAUCAUUAGUAAUUUAUAUUCUUGUUACGGAAUUUUAGCUAUUGUUGAACUCCUGUAAUACUUCUUCAGUACUUACAGAUAUACCAGUUUCUAACCAUUGCCGUUCCUUUUUUUUUCCCAUUAAAAUGUGUUUCAUAGAUGGUUUGUGAAGUGGUAACCUUAAUCAUUUAAUGUCAGCGUUCUUUUCUUAUAUAUCUAAAUAAUACUAGUAUUUGUAACUUAACAGCUAACCAGCACAGGUACUUACAUGUAAAUACAAUCAAAUGUAAAAGCAGGAUCCUCAGCUAAUUUAUGCCUUUUAAUUGUCUUCCUAAUAACUAUUAAUAGUUUUAUAUGUAGCAAAGAAAUAAUAUACUGGUUUUGUGCCCAGUUGUCCCCAAGCUACUCUGUGCAUGAACCCCCCAGCUCUUUUCACAGGAAGCGAAAGAAAAAUUGAACCAAAAGAACUUCAUAGCUGCUCCCCUCCUAAUUACAUAUACCUGGCAACUUGAAAUCUUAGCAGCAGCCCUGUCAAUCUUGCCAUCUUACUGUUAUUGAACAGGAAUUCCAAGCAAGACCGCGCUCCUGGGCUCAGGACUGUUGUCAGCAAUUUCAGGUAGGUUUUUGCUUACCGGAAUGUCAGAUUGUCGUUGAAGGCAAGGAAAAGGUCUAUCAGUUGAAGAAAAACUAACUAACUAACUAAAUAAAUAAAUAAAUAAUGAUAUUAGAGGUAGCACAUCCAGUAGGUUCUUCAUCUGCCUGAUUCCUGGUCGAAUUGGAAUUUGGAAGUGUUUGGUUUUGAGGGGAGGGGAAAACCGGAGUACCCAGUGAAAAACCUCUCGGAGCAAAGACGAGAACCAACAACAAACUCAACCCACAUAUGGCGUCUAUGCCAGGAUUUGAACCCGGGCCACGUUAAUGGGGGGCGAGUGCCUCUGGCCCUAAGUUUCAAACAGCUAGCAACAGUAAUAAGUGUGUGGUUUUGAACUGUUCUCAUGUGUUAUAAGCUUUUUUGUGAUUGGUUAGUUCACAAUAAUAAAUUAUUGGCCUGUCAGAAUCGAAUCAAAGUGUUCACAGUGUUUUGAAGUGGAGAGUAAAAAUAUCCAGUAGCUUGUGCACACUUUUUCAAGUGGCUUAAGCUGUGUACGUUGGCCUCACUGCAGUAUGAGGGGACAUUGCUUGGCACAGAUAUCUUCACUUUUACACUCCAUCAUAAAUUGCAGGGAGAAUGAGUGCAAAUUUUUGGCAAAAAGUGUGCAUCUGCUUGUAGGCUGGAGUGGACGCAGCAGCUUCGCAUUAUGGGAAUAAAAUUGGACUUUUAUAGGUGGUCAUAAUGCACCAAUUUCUUUGAGCGUUUUUAUAAUAAUAUUUUCAUUUAACUUUCUCAGGAAAUGAUACAAUUGAACCUCAGCUGUCCAGUUCACCACCGGAUAGUAUAUUACUAAAUGGAAAAAUGAGUGAGUAACAAGUAUUGUAAUGUUAUGGUUUCCAUCAGAAAGCUGACACCAGUUGUAUUGCUUAGUCCCUGAAAAUAAUAUAGCCUUGCUUCACAUGUCCUGAGAUUUUCAACUUUGUUUUGAAACUUUUCUGUGGCACUAACUCAUCCUAUUUUCUCAAAACAUUUCAUAUUGUAGGUGUGAAUGGUUCAGCACUUUCUAUCUCCACUGAAGCAAUUGCAAGAGCAGCGCAGUUUCCUACCGUACAAAGUAUGAACACUGAUGAAUGAUAUUGAAGUCGUUCAAAAUAUUACUUUAUAUCCUACAGUUACAGCUAAAUGAAGACUCUGUCCAAGUAUUUAAAUGUCUCUCUUAGAAACCCGUUGUAUUGACCACUCAAUAUCAUUUAUCCAUAAAUUUUCCAUCAUUGGACAAUCGACAUAAAUCUUACAAUUUUGUUCAGCAUUACCACAUUAUGAAAAAUUACAAGGAAAUGUAAGCCAAUCAGAAACAGGGACAUAAUUUGAAUACAUGGCAGUGAAAGUUAUUUCAUGGACCUUUAACUGGGUUUGUACGUGUAUCAGUACACUGAAUGACCAUUUUUAAGACUGUGGGCUUGAAUAUAAUGGUCGCUCUCUAAUGUGUGCAUGUUUCUUGAUGACUUUUCUUUGCAGGUAUUCUGGCUAAAGUGGCUUCUCUUCAUGGUACUCCACCCCCUAAAAGUCCAACAUCAGGUAAAAGGAUCUUGAUGAUAAAUUUCUAAAGUUGCUAAAUGUUAUGGCAUAAUAAAUGUAGCUUGGGUGUUCGUCAAGCUAUACAAUCUUUGUCCUUAUUUUCAACAGGCAGCACAUCGCCAGUGGAGAAUGUUGUCAAAAAGCUCGGGAUUCUUGGAAGCUCGCCAUACCAGCUGUCACCACAGGGUGGAAUCUUGAGCGCUCUUCCUGGACUAACACAGCAACAACAGCAGCUGAAUGGCAUUUCACAUGCUUUGAAUGCAGGUAUGAUAUAUAUAUUUUUUGUUUUUACGGCUCAAUAACUAACGAAAGGUUGUCCUGGGGAAAUACUGGAGCUAGGCUUCGACUGUAAGGGUAUAAGCACAUGGGGGCUCAUACACACAAGUCCUGUAAUGUCUGAAUGAUGGAUAGCUUUAAUCUUUAAUCUUUAAAGGGUAUGCUCCUAAAACAGUUUUAAUUAACUAUACUAGGAUUUUUAAAAGCAUAAUUAAGUAAAUAAGUAACUAAAUAAAUAAACAUAUAAUUAUGUACACAUUUAUUCAUUUGUUUACCAAUACAGCAACCCCUCAAAAAGAAGAUUAUUAGCCGGUGGGGUAACAAAGAAAAAAAAAAACAACAAAAAACAAAAAAAACACAAAACACAUAACACAUAACACAAAUAACAAGUAACUAGUUGAUUAGUUAGUAACUCAAUUCAUGAUCAGAAACAGUCCAAAAUCGCUCCAACUGUUGAUGGGUGAUUCUAGACACACUGGCCCGGAACUGAACACGAUCAGCGGAGAGAGUAAAAACAUCUGCAGGCAGUGAAUUCUACUGAACUAUAGUUCUUGGGUAGAAAGACAGUCUGUGAGAGGUUGCAGAGGUGGAAAUCGGGAUGAAGGAGUGAUCAUGGACAUGUCUACUUCUGCGUGUUGGUGAACGCAAAUUGUCGCCUGGGUUCACUGCAACUAAGUUGUUAGUAGAUCCUAUACAACAUGGUCAGGCGCGCGUCGACUCUUCUUUGUACUUUUUAACCCUUAAAACCCCAAGAGUGAUCAGCAUCAAAUUUCCCCUUGUAACAGAGUGGUCGUGAGAAUUAAGGACGUUAUCACACAAGAUGUGUUUGUUUGAUAUUUUAUUAACUUCUCCCCACAACUUAAGUGGUAAAUGAAUUUGGGCGACAAAGGAGAAUUUUAAUUUUAAUCAAGUAUAUACCUUUAUGUUCUCACUCUCUCCUUUCAGGUGGCACGGGUUGUGUGUUGAUGGUCUACGGACUAAAUGCUGAAAAAAUGAACUGUGAGAGAAUUUUCAACUUGUUUUGCCUGUAUGGUAAUGUUGUCAAGGUAAAUACAACCUCAAUCCUACCCUGGGUGCCAGAGACUUUUCUAGCGCGGUUCCGGUUUCUGUCAAGUCUUUACAGUGACCCGCUCGAAAAGUUUUUUCUCGCGACUUCGGCUUACUGUGUCGGCCUUCGGCCAGCGCCGAAAAUUCCUGCCGUACGCGAGAAAAACCUCUGGUACCCAGGAUACCUCAAUCCAAACAGAAACACGAAAUUUAAAGCAGGGAUUUUUGGAGCAGGCCAAUUUGUUGAGUUUAUUUUAUCCCAUGAAAGGAAUUAAACAUGGAAUAAAGAUGAUGUGAACUGCCAUACAAAUUAGUUUAAAUUUUUAGACACAAAAUUCCACAAAUGCAGAAGGCUGUAAUAUUAUAACUCUAGCUUAUUAACAAGACAAAGAGAAAAGGGCUGUUACUGUUAAGUUCACUGUAAGAACCCAGAUUAGAAAUAAAUAAUCAAUCAUCCUUUUAAACGUUGGAAAUUUAAUUUUCGGUGAAAAAUUACUCGGGAGACACCAUUCUGAACCUUGUAAUAAAAUCUGUGCCCAAAAACUGAUUUCACUGUAUUUUAAAAGUGCAGUGAUGUCUUAGUGCUACAUCGUUCUAAUAAAUUUGUGCUAAAUUUUCCAGGUUAAGUUCCUUACAAACAAACUUGGUGCAGCUAUGGUUCAGAUGUCGGACAAAGUCGCUUCUGAAAUGAUUAUUAGGAACCUAAGUGGAGCCGUCCUUUUCGACUCCAAGAUCAACGUCAUGUGAGUGUAGCUAACCCUAAUUUAAAAAAUAGGGACUUUAAGAUUCGAGGACGGCGAAGGCGGCGGAAACAUCGUUUAAAAAUCAGUUCGCGUUCUUUCAAUCUUCAUCGCGAUUAUCCCAUCUCACUUAAUUUGUCUAAUGUAGGCAAACAGUCCGGGAGUUGAAUUCUUAAGAACCAUGUCCAAGUUGAGAAAGAGACUCGGAAGUAAUAGUUCGACGUCCUCCAUGAAACGUGAAAUCCCGUCGUAGUCGUGUAGUGACGGCAAAGAAAUGUACAAAAAAGCGUGAUAUUGUUGUUGUAUUUGUACGUGGUUAAUGGCAAAAAUGAACGAAUGAAUGAAUGAAUGUUUUGACUAUGCAGUCGCCGUCGUUGGAUCAUAAUGGGUUGGUAGUCUUUGUUUGUUUAUUUGUUUGUUUUUAAGAGAGCUUUUUGUGUUUCUGUGGCAGGUUUUCGAAGCACCCGUUUAUUGCCGAUUCAUCUGUGGUAACAGCGUUACCCGAUGGCACACCGUCGUCCAUGAAUUUUGCUGACAACAGAAACAACCGCUUUAAGUAGUAAGUUGAAGGAACGUUUCCUUGGUCCCAGAGAUUUUUCUUGAAAAUCUCUCUCCGCUUGAGAGAGAGGAAGCCGCGAAGCGGGCGAAAAGAAUUUGACACAAUGCUACAAACGUCCGGUUCUAAAUGUUGAAAAAUCAUUUAUACUUUUACUUAUUUCUAAGCAAUGUCUUUAAUGCUGAGAUUUCUUAGGUCUCCUCCAUUAAAAAGGCUUUGUUUCCAGGUUUUUAACCUCAGAAUCAUAAUAGACGUCUAUAGUUUGACAUUUAAAAGUUAGGCUCCGCUGUGUUGUGUUCGAAGUUACUGAUUUUGCUUUCUUUCUGUUUGUGCAGUCUACCAGAGGGCCAAAGUCUCAAGAACAGUAUCCUUUACUUUGACGAGCGCAAAACAUUUUUUGAAAUGUUGCGAGUGAUUUACCUAUUACAAACCGAAUGAUCACCACUAUAAUCUCUUAGCCAUAAGGCAAUUGACCAAUCAUCACCUUGAUUUACCCUUGUUAUUACGUGGAUAUAAGCAGUUAACCAAUCAGCGCCUAGAUUUGCCAUUGUAAUCACGUGGCUAUAAGCAGUCAACCAAUCAGCACCUAGAUUUACCAUUGUAAUCACGUGGCCAAGAAAAGGUUAACCAAUUAGCAGCUCAGGUCUAAACUUGAGAUGUAUCCUGAUUAUUAUUGGGCUUAAUGAAUCUGACCUCAGAAAACUAGGCUAAAUAUCUAAGUGCAGAAAAUACUUUUUCGGAAGAAUAAUAUUUUAGUUUAGCUGUCUCAAGAAAUGCAAAAAAAAAAAAAAAAAACCAAUAAAUUAAAAGGCGCGAAGAAAGAGGUUAUUAAAAUUACCAAUAAAUUUUUUAUAUGUAACUAAAAAAACAAUGAAAUAAAACACCCCAAAAAAUAACUUCAUUUUUUUUAUUGUAUCAACACAUAUGAACUAUACAAAAAAAAAGUUUAGCUGUCUCAAGAAAUGCAAAAAAAAAAAAAAAACCGGUAAGUUACAAGCCGCUACAGCAUGGCAUAUUAACACCACCAAUACGUUUUGUGUCUGUUACUGAAGUUACGGGUGAAUAAAAUCUCUCGAAAAAUUCUUCAGUUGAAUAUGGCGUAGAUUUAGGUAGGAGUGUUCCUAAUGAAAUUUCCUUAACAGACACAUUACACAGGAUACCAACCACCCACAAGAAUGCUUCACUUUUUUAAUGCACCCCCAAACUGCACUGUAGAAACUCUCAAAGAGGUGAGUGUUUAUUUUGGGUAUGUAUAUGCCUCGAGUCCAACCAAUCCCCACAUCGGAGGACAUGGUUUGUCAGGCUACAGUCUGAGAUACUGAACUUGACUCGCAGUUUUUUUUUCGUUUCAGGUUUUCAUUGCAGCGGGAUCACUGUCCCCUCUUAAAGGAACAUUCUUUUCAAAGGGUUAGUCUGGAUGUGUUAUAUAUUACUUAAGCUGUUAAGGAGAAUACAGCUUUAUGACCCAAACAGGGUAAUCUGACUUAUCCUUCCCCGAUAGCACGCGGAAAUCAAGGUUCCUAGGAACAACUGUCUAAGCAAAUUUUGGAGCAAGGCUAACUUUUAUUUCAGUACGUUUUCGAUGAAGUGUAAUCGAAGUUGUUUUUCUACUAUAAAAUGCGAUGUUAUUCGCUGGUCAUGCAAAUUAGAUUUGGACGCAUCUCUCAAUCUUAAAUAUCAUGUAGGCAAACGACUGUUUAAAGGAGAUAAAUUGUAUAAUUUGAUGGGAGUGUCGCGAGCUCAAAUAGUCCAGAAACUAAGCUUCGUAAACGUUCGAUUUUUUUUUUGGCAAUGGGGAUUUACCGCGAGGUUUCAAUUUGGUGCAAGUCAACUUAACUGGCCUCAUUUAUGUUUAGCCAAUGCAAAGUCAUCAGCGGGACUGCUUGAGAUGCCAGAUAUCCGUUCAGCUAUGGAGGCGCUCACGCUUACAAACCACUUCACCAUCAAUCCACCAGGUAAUGAACGUACUUGCUUUUUUCUACUGCUAUCUCAUAGCUGAUGAGCGGCUUAAAAGUGAUCAGUAUCUAAUUUUUCCUAUAAUGUCACUGCUUAGUCAGGUCUUGAGAAAAAAGGAAGUAACUGCCAAAGAUAAAACCUGUUGAUUAUUAAACAAAUUCUCUUUAUAAGUAGUAUAAGAAAGCUAUGAAAACAGUGUGGAGAUUAUUGGUUUAAUGGUUAAGCAUCUCUGCCUGGGUUGUAACCCGGAGUUAACGCGAAAUUUGAAUUCAAGUCUGAACAUUUACCAACAAAUCCUUGUAAAAAGGGUUUUCUCCGACAAUUUGAUGUGUUAAAACUAAAGUGAAUUCUUGGUUCAUCGUCGCACCGUAUAAAGUUCACGGUUUCUAAACUAAGAACACCAGCAUUAAAUACACUGUCUGUGCAGUAUUGACGUCAUAAGUAAAGCAGUUAUGUACUGACUCAUUUUCUUGCAGGUGGUGGGUCUUAUACGCUGAAGCUUGCCUUCUCCCCAAGCUCUUCAAUAUCGCCCACAGCUCCAACGGUUGCGCCCGCAGUGGCUGCCGCAGCGGUUGCUGUCAGCAACGGCGCCAAUCCCUUAGGUCCAAUCGGCUCACCAGUGCACCCAAGAUGCAUAGCGACCAGCCCUAUCAGCCUCGUGACAAAUGGCGUAAAAGAAUUAAAUGGAGACGCAGAAAGGAAUGGACUGAGUCCCGAACAGCUGACAACUUCAAGCCCCUAG